Python bivittatus (Burmese python) is the source of this 4301-nucleotide messenger RNA. NCBI's taxonomy places the organism in Eukaryota, Metazoa, Chordata, Lepidosauria, Squamata, Pythonidae. The record is from RefSeq and is a predicted model, not a curated record.
GUGUGCCCCGGGCCCCCGUGCUUUGAUGUCUACCCCCCUCGGUCCUUAGGAAGGGGAUUCUCCCCAAGAUGGCGGCUCCUGCUUCAAGGGGUUCGGGGGGUGGAGCCUGCACCCCCACCGGCUCCCUAGGUUAUUGCCUGGCCCAGCUGCAGAGGGGGACCGAGCCAGGGCUGGGCAAGGCCUUGUUGGCCCUCAGGACCCAGCACAUCAAGGAGACGGGAGGCAUUGCCCGUUUCAGGACCCGUGGAGGGUUGGCGCCUCUCUUGGGGAUCCUGUCUGGCCCCCCGCGACCGCGCCGCACUUUGGACCUGGCCCUCAGCAUCCUGGGGAACUGCUGCACCGAAGGGGGCAGCCGCACCCAGGUGCGCGAACUUGGGGGGAUCCCGCCGCUAGUUACUAUCCUGAAAUCACUUGCUGUGGAAAGUAUCCAGAAUCGGACAGCACGGGCACUCGGCAACUUGGCUGUAGACUCAGAAAAUUGCCAGGCCAUCCAUGAAGCAGGAGCUGUGCCCCAACUAGUCCAGGUCCUCACCACCUCCCAGGAGAGCGAAUGUUUGCAGAGCGUGAUCAGGGCCAUUCGCUAUCUGGCCAAUACUCCCGCUCAUCGUCUUGUGCUGGCCCAGCAGGGGGCAGUCCGCCCCAUAGCUGAGCGCUUGGCUUCCUCCCUGGACGAUGGGCCUCUGGUUGCAGCAGCCGUGCGUGCCCUCAUGGAGCUGACGAAGGGUUGCAGUCGUGACUGUGCGGAACAGCUCAGCCUGGGAGGUGGGGUGGGGCCGCUCGUGGCCUUAGCUGGUCAUGAGAAACGAGUCGUGCAGGAGUCCGCACUUUCAGUCCUCGCUAACCUCUGUCUGCAGGGCAUGCUGAGGCCGGCUAUAGGCAACGCUGGGGGGGUGGAAUUGCUAGUGGGGGAGAUCCAACGACGGAGGGGAGCUGGGGCACCUGGGGCCUCCCUCCAUCCGCUGGUGAAGGCCUUGUGUCUGCUGUGCCGGGAGGCUGUUAAUCGAAGCCGGGUGCGUGAGACUGGAGGGUUAGAGUUGCUGCUCUCCCUGUUGCGGGACCGAUGUCACAGCUCUUCACAUGCUCGUGUGGUGGUGGCCUUUGUGGCCUUUUUCUAUGAUGAGGAAGCCCUGGAGCUGCUACAGGCUGGAGGGCUGGUGCCCUUGCUGGUUGGCAGGCUGGCAGCCCAGGGCCAGUGGGCAGGUCAGGAACAAGUGGAGGAGGAGGAAGAACGUGAAGAUGAAAAAGAGGCGGCAUCGUUUGACUUCCCUGCCGAGGGCCGGCGAGGAGAGCAGGCCUUACCAGGAGCAGAGUCCUCCAGCUUUCAGAGUCUCAGAUCCUGGCUUCUCUCGGAAGGUUAUAUUUCCAGUCCAGGAGAUCUUUCUCCACAGUGGUCUCCUGAUACCACCCUUUCUGAGCUGGAGGCCCAAGGAGGUGUUAGUCCCAGCCAAGAACUACAAGAUGAAUCUCUGGGACCUUGCCACAGCAUGUCUGGGAUGAAACCCCAUUCUAGAGCAGAAUCUCCUGAUUUCCUACAUUCUCCUUUUUUGGAUUUGCCUCUUGUGGGGCAGCCCAGUAUUUCAGAGGCUUUAAACUCGGCAGUGAGAGAUGGAAUUCUUCCAGAUCAGAACCUCUGUCCUGCAGCAUUACCUUUGUUGGCUGAAUCUGAAAAUUUCCAUCCAGAACCUGUCUUAGAGGUUCCACCUUCAGAUGGGAAUAAGGAGCAAAAAACAGUUGGAGCCAAUACGGAGCAGAAGGUGCUGGUGAUGUCAGAACUGGCAAAUUUAGAGGAGGAGCUCUCUGGGGAUGAUGUCUUAAAGCUGCCUUGUUCAUCCAUGUCAGGGGAAAUGCCAAAUUCAGGGAUGAUAAAUUCAGGAAAAGUCGAUGGCAGGGUUGAACAAUCCACUUGGGUUGCGUUGGUAACCAACCAGAAUAACCCUGGGCCCAGUAACUCCAUUCCAGUGAUGUUGAUUCCAAGCAAGAAUGACCAAAGCCAGCUGUCACCCAGGCCUGUUGCCAAAUCCCCGGUCACAGAGGAAGUGUGUUUGGUCCCUCCAAAGCUGAGCGUUCAGACUCUCUCAAGUUCUCCUGAGGAGUACAAGAUGCCGACCUCUUGCUGGAAACGGCGCGCCAAGCUGCGCUCCACCUUUGAGCAAAACACAUCACUGCAGGGGUUGCGCCCUGCCGGCGAGGCUUCGUCUCCCUGGCUUUCCUUGGCCUUGCCUCUCUCUUUCUCUCCCCACGAGGGCGACCCAGACCUCCAUGCUCCCGAAGCCCCAGCUCUGCUCCUCCUUUCCCGUUUUUCUCAAGCUGAGGAUCCUAGUCGCAGCUUAGUGACGCCGGCCACCCUGCAAGGGCUGUUGCGUUACAUCACCGGGAGCCCUUCCCCUUCCUCUCGUUGCCUUCGACUGUUGCAUCGUCUCACCUGCAACCCAGCCUGUCUGGAAGCCUUCGUGCGCUCCUACGGGCCCUCGCUCAUCAGGGCUUGGUUGGUCCUAGGCGUAUCCCCUGAACAAGCCGCUACCGCCGUCACUGGUGAACCAGAAGAAGAGGAGGCGAGCAGUUUGGACACUGAAAAGUGUGACCCCAGAAGAUUCAAGGAACUUGGAGAGACGCUACUGAUGAACCUGUGCGUGCAAGCAGAGUCCCCCUUCGGGGUGGGCGUUCUCACUCACAUGCUGCUGUCAGGCUGCGAAUCGGACCAAGCAGCCUCUGCACUGGCCCUGCCCCUUAUCUGCCGGAAGGAUUCUCUUUGUCGGAAGCUUCUGCUGGACCUCUCUGGCCUGCGGCUCUUGCUAGGGGUCCUGGUGCGGGAUCCCGACCCCUAUUUUGUCUUCUACACCUCAGACACUCUUUCCCUCCUCCUGAGCUCCCAAGCUCCGACUCCUGCUUCCGUCUCGUCUCCUACCUUGAAGCGGCCUCGCCUGGAUUCCCCGCUGCCUUGUCCUUACUCUCGCAUCGUGGAUGAAGGUGGGGCCGACUUGUUCUUUCAGCUGGACUCUGGCUGCAGAGUGCCAGCCUUGCGCCAGGCGGUCAGCGGCGCCUCUGAGGUCUUCCGGGCCAUGCUGAGUGGAGGGUUUGCGGAGUCAUCCCACACCACCGUGACUCUUCGCAAUGUGCUGCCAGAACCCUUCCUGGCUCUGACCCACUUCCUCCAUGGCUGUCGCGGCAAGUGCUGCCAGGUCUUGGGAAGGCCAUUUCCCCUCGCUUUGGCAGAAGAAAUCCUGGUGGUUGCUGAACAGUAUCUCCUCCCAGAGCUGCAGGCGUUGGUGGACGAGGCCUUGUGCCAAGACUCUCUCUGCCCUGGGACUCUCGGGGAGGUCUACCGCCUGGCCGAGCAGCAGAACCGGCCCCGCCUCCUUCGGAAUUGUGUGGCUUCCGUUUUCCUCCGGGAGGGGUCAACCCCCACCCACCGAGCCACUGCACUGGCACAGCUGCUCCGAUCCGUUGCAAAUCCCAGCAGUUUAGCCGCAGAGCUGCUCGGAGUGGUGUUGGAAUCUCCAUGGGGCUGUGGCUCAGAGGGCCAGCUAAGCUGACCGAUGGGUCCUCGUGCCUCCUCUCUCCCAGUUCUUACGCACAACUGAAGCAGUGAUGCUGGUGUGAAUCGGGCGAGGGGGAGGGAGGCUGGAGUGUUAAGUGAAUAAAUGGCAAGGUGCUCAGAAAAGGGGAGUCUGGGUCAGUGGAUGGUCCUGUGGUGGUCAGAGCUUCAGCCUAAUGGGGAGAAGAAUGUGGGAGCAAGCACUUCUUGAUCGGCUGGGGGUGAGACUGGGGGGGGAAGAGGGAGGUCUGGUAUUGGAAACAUGGAGCUGCCCUGCCAGCUGCUAGACAAACCAACUUGGGUAGAAGCCAUAGAAGUCCUAUUUGGGAGUAUAGGGAAUCCUUCCUGUCAAGACAGGAGCCCUGCUUUUUGAUUGGUUGAAACUCAAAGCAGGUCAUUUUGGUCGGAGCAAGCUGUGAAAAGGGCUCAGCUUUGAAUACAUAGCCUGUGGGGCAGCCCUGUUCUGGUGCUAGUUACUUCAGAAUGAACCCCAGUCUCAGCACUGGAGAUGUGCCUUCUCUGUGCACGGAAAGGCUUUCAAGAGACGUCAGAAGGGUGUGACUGUAACAGAAGGAAACUGAGUCAGCAGGAGGCCCACCAUGCAGCUGAGGGCACUUGCAGAAGGUUGAGAUGCUGUCUCCUUCCAGAGGAGGCAAGGAGGCAUUUAUGCCGAGCGCCUGGGCUCAAGGGGGCAUGGCCCAAUUGUGCAGUUGGAACGAUGAUGUGUAUAAACUGUUGUACAUAGAGAAAUACAGAGAGCUGUGAA